AUAAAUAAUCGCAAGAAAAAAAUAACCGAACUUUCGCAUUUACUGCAACGGAGUGUAAAAUAUUCGAGUACGUGAAGCGAGUUUGAGGCUGGAUUUAUGUAGUUAAAAAGGGGGAAGAACGUACGAAGAAGAUAAAAAGAAAAGAAUAAAAAUUCCUGUGAAACGUCUAAGAAGAAAAACUCUCGGCAAUUCCGUAUAGCGUUAAGAAUUACGUUUCUCCACGCUCCAGCACUCGUCUUUUAGCGCCGGUAAAACUGUCUUUGACAGUUCCUAAGAUAGAACGCCACUUGGAGAAGCUGGUCAGUAUCAUACUACGUCAAUAAGAAAGGGAGAUGAUUGUGCCUGGAGUUGAUAAAGUCGAUUCAACGUCUCCGUAGAAUACCUACGCGUAAGGAGAACCAGGUGAAAAAAAACCAACAAAAAAAAAAACCAAUAAAAACUAUCCCACACAACAACUGGAACUAUAACCAAUAUAGGGUGGUCGGAAUGUUGAAAGUGCAUACAGCGUCUCGGUGAAUUAUAAUUAUAAAUCGGUCCCAAUCAGAGGAAAGGAAACGUAAAAAAAGAAAGAAAGUGCAGAUCCAACAGUACCGACAGAGACGAUCAACGCAGUUUGUCAAUAUGAAAGUGUUACGGAUGAUCACUGCAGUUUUGCUGCUUCUACAUGUCGCCGUUGCUAGCAACGUCGAACCCUGUCCCGACGACAGCAUCCUUUCCGAAGAUGGUGUGUGUAAGUGCGUAUCGCCAUGUCCUCCUGGAGUGUGUGACACCGGACUUCAUCCUGUCCAGGUUCUCCCUGGCGAACCUGACAAUCCCGGCAACUGCUGUCCUCUCUACAACUGCUUACCUCUAGAAGGCGUUUCAUGGGAUGAGCCGGAAGAGCCGGAAGAACCUAAUCAGGGAGGAUGCAUGGACAACUCGGGGGUUCCUCGCCUGGCGGGGGAACGUUGGCAGGAAGGACCGUGCACAAACUGCGAGUGUGACGAGGGUCUCGUCGCCUGCCAGGCGGCGAUGUGCAAAAAUUGCGAAAACGCGACGCCCCCCCAGGCAGGUGAAUGUUGUCCACGAUGUCCGGCGCAGGGUAACGCGACCGGUACCGAACCGGUCAAAUGUGUGCCUUUGACCAACUGUGAACUCGACUGCAAAGUUGCAUUUGCCGUUGAUUCGUCCGGCUGUCCGACCUGCGAAUGCGUCCUCGAAGGGUUCCCACACGAGAACGAGAAAAUCUGUCCUCAUCUUUCGGAAUGCACGUUAUCUUGCGACCUAGCAAACGACGACGGAGGCUGCCCAGUCUGCGCGUGCCAAAGCGGAGGCGAGACUUUGGCGAACACGGUGACUCCCCUGGAGAUCGAGACCACCGCGGGCAACGAAAACAACGAGAAAAACGAUGAAACUUCACCCAAGAAGAUCUGCCCCGCUCUUAGCUGCGACCUGCACUGCGAGAGGGGUCUGGCGAUCGACGAAGACGGCUGCACUAUUUGCGCCUGCAACCCGAAACCAGGGUGUCCCAUGAUCACGUGCAAGAAGGACUGCCCGACGGGCUACAAAACCAAUAAACGAGGUUGUCAGAUUUGCCGUUGCCGGUUAUCAUGCGUGGAUUCCCAGAACGAGACGCACGUUGAAAAUUCAAAAUGGAGCCCAGAUUCUUGCACAACAUGCGCCUGCGAUCAAGGCGGAAGAUUAAGUUGUAACAAAACCAUUUGUUCCGUACCUUGCAAGGAUUCAUUACCACCGCCACCAGGAGAAUGCUGUCGAGUUUGUCCAAUAAAGGAACAUCGUGACGGAGAAUCAGCUCCGACAGGAAUGAAGGGUUGGGCCCACGUGACGGUGACGGUUGUAUUGGCAGCACUUUGUAUCGGCCUGACGAUUCACGUUGUUCGUGGACGUUUCCGCGGCCGAUUGUCACCCUCAAAAGAAUCCUACCCGGCAUAUUCGAAUCAGUACUACAAGUGCAUACCCGUAUACGACACUCCGGUGCACCAGACCGAAAAAGUUGUACCGCUGUAGGCAAAUCGAUUGCAGAAUUAUUAAACUGUACAAAUUGGUGGCUAUUUUUGAGCGAAAAACUUUCAUGUGUACGUUGCGAUUAUACCGACACACAGGAAGAUUGCAAAAGCGCGUGAAAUUUCAAGAACGUUUCUUUUUUCUAUUUCAUUUAUUUUUUUAUUUUUUUUUUUUAUUUUUUUUUCGAUUUUCUGUUGAACAAUCGCAAGGUUUUCUAUUUACACUUUUUACUACUAUUUAUUCGAUGAUUUUAGUAUUUCAAACAAAUUUUUUUCACAAAUUAUUACAACCACUUUGAAAACUUUGACAAUUAUACGAAACCAGGCUAUGUACUAUAGUUGUUGGCUUUAUUAACUGACUUGGUGAUAUUGAAGAAGAAAUAAAAAAUUCUAUAGUAUUAAUCAGCGUGACGGAGGUACACAUGAAAUAGUGACAGCGGCGGGAUGACCGAUUAAAUCAACAUGGAAUUGAAGCGACGUCUAAUAAUAAAAUUUCGACAUACUGUGGCGCCUAGAUAUAUAUAUAUAUAUAUAUUAUAAUAUCAUUGUAUAAAAUUCCCUUGAAAAAAAGAA
Messenger RNA from Diprion similis, 2576 nucleotides. Its product is annotated as kielin/chordin-like protein. The record is from RefSeq and is a predicted model, not a curated record. Gene Ontology annotation, molecular function: protein binding; serine-type endopeptidase inhibitor activity. Bases 622 to 2007 code for a protein of 461 amino acids. NCBI's taxonomy places the organism in Eukaryota, Metazoa, Arthropoda, Insecta, Hymenoptera, Diprionidae. The transcript has 7 exons.